AUCGCGGCCGCCAGCGCGCAGACGCAGCCGCGCUUGGCGUCCUCUGUAGCGGGCGACCUAGGCCGCGGGACCGGGACCGAGGUAGAGGCCAGGGCAGCGCGUCCGGGAGCGGAGUCCGCGCCCCUCGCCACCAUGCCGGACAGCUGGGACAAGGAUGUGUACCCUGAGCCCCCGCGCCGCACGCCAGUGCUGCCCAGUCCCAUCGUCUACAUGAUGAAGGCGUUCGACCUCAUCGUGGACCGACCCGUGACCCUCGUGAGAGAAUUUAUAGAGCGGCAGCACGCAAAAAACAGGUAUUACUACUACCACCGGCAGUACCGCCGCGUGCCGGACAUCACUGAGUGCAAGGAGGAGGACAUCUUGUGCAUGUAUGAAGCCGAAAUGCAGUGGCGGAGGGACUACAAAGUCGACCAAGAAAUUAUCAACAUUAUGCAGGAUCGGCUCAAGGCCUGUCAGCAGAGGGAAGGCCAUAACUACCAGCAGAACUGUACCAAGGAAAUGGAGCAGUUCACCCAGGUGGCCAAGGCCUACCAGGACCGCUAUCAGGACCUGGGGGCCUACUAUUCUGCCAGGAAGUGCCUGGCCAAACAGAAGCAGAGGAUGCUGCAAGAGAGAAAAGCUGCAAAAGAGGCUGCCGCUGCCACCUCCUGAGGCAGCUGUGGGUGCCCCUGCUGUGUGGCUCUGUGUGACUGUUGCUGAAACAUAAAGCCCUGCAACCUG
Nomascus leucogenys (northern white-cheeked gibbon) is the source of this 720-nucleotide messenger RNA. RefSeq names its product NADH:ubiquinone oxidoreductase subunit B10 (gene NDUFB10). The record is from RefSeq and is a predicted model, not a curated record. Lineage: Eukaryota; Metazoa; Chordata; Mammalia; Primates; Hylobatidae.